AUGGGCGAACAACCAGAGACUGGUAGAGACUUCGUAGAGCCUGAAUUAGAGGCUCCAGAAAUAUUGGAAACUGAAUCUUCAGUGGACGAGGAAGACGGUGCCUUAAAGGACUUGCUCAGAGUCGAUGAACAAUAUGUUCCCCUGUUGACCUUGCUGGAACAGUUUUCCCCUGGAGAAGAUGGCAUCCAAUUCAACAGAAAGUUGAAACACUUUGAGACCACUGUCUCAUCCGUGUGUCCGGACGACUCGCGCGUGCAGCAAGCGUUUGCAACGUUCCGCGCUGCGGCCCUGCUGAACCCGGCGAUGGCGCGCAAGCUGGCUGCAGUGGGCAGCUGCUUUAAGAGUCAACUUCAGCUGCGCCGAACCUUCCUGAACGUAGUGCUCCAGGAAACCUUUGCUAAACUGGAUGUGCUGGAGCGCUCCAACCCAAAGUACCUGUUAAUGCAAAACGGUCGCGAGCUACUCUCCAUACUACCACAAGAGAUAGACGAGCUUUCGAUUUCUAUCCGUCUCCGUCUGCUCUCGUCGCCACCGGUCAGUACAACGUGGCUACUGCUCUCCGCGGACCUUUGCCUCAACAAGUUUCUUGCUCUGCCGAAUAUACUGCAACAGUUCUAUGCUGAUCAUCUCGAAAUAACCACGUCAGAAAAUAGUGAAGUCAGCUAUGGAUCUUGCACAAAAGGCCCCGAAAUGGACGUAGAUCAGCCACAAUCAACUGCUGCUGCUCGGCAAUCAAAGGAAGAUAGAACAGCGUCAGUUAGACGAAACAAGUACGACGCUGUUCAUUCCAAAAUUGACAUGAAAAGCAGACUCGAUCUCAACUCAUGGCGGCAGCCGAAUGAGGAGGUUGUUAAACAAGUGUGCAGUCUCCAUAAAGAUGAUACCACCAAGACGCGGAUUGCUCAGAGAAACCUUAUAUCUGCCGGCCGAGACAAAUUGGCAACCUGGACGGCAAGAAAUAACCUGAGGAGACGUUACGAUCUCAACACGUGGCGGCAGACACAGGAGGAGAAUGUGGAAGAGGACGUGAGACAUACGAGAUGAUUUUACAUUUAUAAUAUAAGUCGUGUAGUACCAAGUUGUAAGACGUAUUGUAAAUUUAAAUUUAAUUGUACAUAGCGG
Messenger RNA from Spodoptera littoralis (African cotton leafworm), 1122 nucleotides. NCBI's taxonomy places the organism in Eukaryota, Metazoa, Arthropoda, Insecta, Lepidoptera, Noctuidae. The record is from the annotation of a GenBank genome assembly.